Messenger RNA from Bufo bufo (common toad), 1970 nucleotides. It is a transcript of the gene NINJ1, whose product is annotated as ninjurin 1. NCBI's taxonomy places the organism in Eukaryota, Metazoa, Chordata, Amphibia, Anura, Bufonidae. The coding region runs from base 125 to 574 and encodes 149 amino acids. The transcript is spliced from 4 exons. The record is from RefSeq and is a predicted model, not a curated record. Gene Ontology annotation, biological process: tissue regeneration; cell adhesion. Gene Ontology annotation, cellular component: membrane.
UUCCUUCUUCUCGCUGUUAUCAGCGGCGGCGGGGCUUCCAGUGCUUCACUCUCCGGAAUCCUGCGGCCACCCCGGAGCCUGGAGCCGGUGUAUCAGCCCCCAGACCCCGCUGUAUGUUCUGUCCAUGGCGACCCGACCUGAGGAGAUGGAGCUGAACGGCCGCCUGGGAGAGAGGGAGCAUCUGGGAGACGACGAGGUUGUGCCUGUACGAGGCAGGAGGAACCUGAAUGUGAAUCAUUACGCCAAUAAGAAGAGUGCAGCGGAGAGCAUGCUGGAUAUCGCCCUGCUGAUGGCCAACGCUUCCCAGAUGAAAGCUGUAAUUGAUCAGGGACCUUCGUUCUCCUUCUACGUCCCACUCAUCGUUCUGAUCACGUUAUCCCUCUUUCUCCAGGUCAUAGUCGGAGUGCUCCUCAUCUUCAUUGUAAAAUAUGACCUGAAUAAUCCCGCCAAACACGCCAAACUGGACAACCUUGAAAAUGCCGCCACUGGCCUUGUGUUCAUCAUUGUGGUGAUCAACAUUUUUAUUACAGCAUUUGGAGUGCAGAAACCAUCGGAGGGACCUGUAAAAGUAUAGAACUAAAGAAAGAUAUUUAAGGACUAACAAGAGAAGAUUUAUCACCCAGAUAUACAAUACUAUAUACUGUAGAACAUAUUUGUAAUGAUGCUAUUGGUUACCAAGACAUUUCAUGACUUCCCAUUUAGCUACUUCCUUUGGAUGCAACAUUUGGAAUGAAUUCUGGAAACUUUUGAUGCUCCCUCUGGGCAAAUUUUAAGACAAGACACAUGGAAGUUAUUUCGUUUUUGCUGUCAAUUAAAUCUCUGACGUGUUGUAUCCCUCAGAGAAUACAGGAGUUAGCAGAGCAGAGAGCAAUACUGAUCCGCUGAUGUCUCCCUGGACCAGAACUGAGCACUUAGCAUGUAUGACUAUUCCACCGCUUCAUCAUCCUUUUUUUAUUCCACGAUAAUGGGCAUUUACAAGAUGAUGCAAACUGGAGAAAGACUAUGGAUCGCAUGCUGCACGACUCCGACAUAUUAUCCCAAGUGUAUCUAACGCCGUGGUGGUCAUGCUGGAUGGUCUCUCUAAGCUGAACUACCAAAAUAUCACACAAUCCCCCCUGUGACGCUGUCCACUGUACUGUAGCCAAGUACUAGUAUGAUGUAUAUACUCUAGUUUUUUUAAAAUAUAUUUUUAAAUAUUUUAGUUAAAUUAAGGAACAAAAUGAAAGAACAAGUUUGUACUGUUAUACCGAGCAUUAACUCGUUAAAUUUAAAGGGGUAUUCCAGUUAUUUCAAGUUAUCCCUUAUCCACAAGAUAGGGGAUAUCUAUUAGGUCAGUGGGGGGUCCUACUUUGGGACCCCAACAAUCAUGAGAACAGUGGCUCUGUACCUUGUGAGGACCCCUGAAAUUAAUGGAAUGGCAGGUCGAGAGUGUGCACUGUGGCUCCAUUCAGAUCUAUGGGUUUGCCGGAAAUAGCAGCGCGCUGUACUCGGUUAUCUCCUGCAGUCCUGUAGAGAUGAAUGGAGUGACAGUGCACAUGCUGAAGUUGGUGCUCCAUUCAUUUUGGGCAUCCCUGCAGGGUGUGUGGCCCUCAUGAUCAGUGGGGGUCCCAGCUGUCUGAUUUCCCCCACCAAUCUAAUAGUUAUCCAGUAUCCCCUGGAUAGGGGAUAUCUUAGAAUAGACGGAAUACCCCUUUUAAAGGGGUUAUCCCAUAAUAUCCUCAUAUCCUAUAGUACAUGACAGUCUCUUUCUAACAAAUUUAAAACCAGCCCUGUACCUCCCAUAGAUCCAGACAUCUCCCCCUUUGUUGCUCCAGUUGUUCUGCUAUAUUUAUUUCAAGCUGGCAGCUUAGGGGGCAUGCACUUUCUCGGGGGCAUGUCUUUCUACUGCAGUUGGUGGCAUGUGCAACUGAGCAUGUGCGUCCAUCUGAGUGAGCAGGACAGAGAAAUUAGAAAAAGAGCAAACAGCAGGU